This is a messenger RNA of Pseudozyma flocculosa PF-1, 765 nucleotides long. RefSeq lists its product as uncharacterized. Bases 1 to 765 code for a protein of 254 amino acids. Lineage: Eukaryota; Fungi; Basidiomycota; Ustilaginomycetes; Ustilaginales; Ustilaginaceae. Gene Ontology annotation, biological process: cytosolic ribosome assembly; ribosome biogenesis. The record is from RefSeq and is a predicted model, not a curated record. The transcript has 6 exons.
AUGCCGAUCAACCAACCAUCCAACCAGAUCAAGCUGACCAACGUCUCGGUCGUCCGCCUCAAAAAGGGCGGCAAGCGCUUCGAGAUCGCCUGCUACAAGAACAAGGUGCGCGAGUGGCGGACAGGAGUCGAGACCGACUUUGACGAGGUGGUGCAGAUCGAAAACGUCUUUUCCAACGUGUCCAAGGGCGCCCUCUCGCCCUCGGACGACCUGCAAAAGGCGUUUGGCACCACCGACACAAAGGAAAUCAUCCUCCAGAUCCUCAAAAAGGGCGAGCUGCAGGUGGGCGAAAAGGAGCGCAGCCACGAGCUCAGCUCGACCUGGAGGGACAUUGCCACCCAGGUCGCCGAAAAGUGCGUCGACCCGGCCAGCCAGCGGCCGUAUACCGUCGGCAUGAUUGAAAAGGCCAUGCACGAGGUCCACUACAGCGUCAAGACGGGCAAGAGCGCAAAGAGCCAGGCGCUCGACGUGAUCCGCCUGCUGCAGGAGAAAAAGACGAUCCCCAUUGAGCGCGCCAAGAUGCGGGUACGGGUGACGAUGCCCAACAAGGACGGCAAGAAGAUCAAGGACAAGGUCGUCGCCCUUGUCGAAAAGGUCGAGGAUGAGGACUGGUCCGACGAGUGGGAACUCAUUGCGUCCAUCGACCCGGGUGCGCUGCGGACCAUCAACGAGCUCCUCGAGGCCGAAAUCAAGGGGCGCGGAAAGGUCGAGACCCUCAACUUUACCACAGUCAGAGAGGCAGACGGCGACGAGAGGCUCGAAUAG